Messenger RNA from Galleria mellonella (greater wax moth), 522 nucleotides. RefSeq lists its product as uncharacterized. Lineage: Eukaryota; Metazoa; Arthropoda; Insecta; Lepidoptera; Pyralidae. The coding region runs from base 37 to 522 and encodes 161 amino acids. The record is from RefSeq and is a predicted model, not a curated record. The transcript has 2 exons.
UUCUGACAGUCAUAUAAUUAUAUUAAGUACACUUAAAUGGCGAACAAAAAUUACAUAUACAAGUAUUCCAUUGUUGUCUUGUUGGUUUGCUCAUUAACAGCAGGAGAUGAGUGCGUCACGUACAGCUUCGAAGAUGGACUUAAUGAUUUUGCUUGGGAUCAUCCAACAUGUCACGGAAUCAAUAAUUGGACAUUGGGAUGGUAUAAUACAAUAUCCAUAGAACGACCACACCCUGCAAGCAACACCUUCGUAACACCAGCAAUAGCAUCAUUACCGACAGUUAACUGUAUAUCAACACGACCUUUAGAAGUGGCCAUUGACGGUACUGUUGAAUUGAACAUCUAUUUAGAACGAGCCAAUAUAUUUGAAGUGGAAGUAAUAAUACAAGAUAAUACAGCUAUUGGUGGAUCAAACUAUAGCUCUGUACUUAAUGCCUUCUCGCCUGGCUGGUCAUCGAUUAGGUUAACCUUAACUGAGUCGUGUCAUUCCUGUUCUCAAGGUUACGAUCAAUCUAAUGAUUAG